Messenger RNA from Xenia sp. Carnegie-2017, 2135 nucleotides. RefSeq names its product dol-P-Man:Man(5)GlcNAc(2)-PP-Dol alpha-1,3-mannosyltransferase-like. Gene Ontology annotation, cellular component: endoplasmic reticulum. Gene Ontology annotation, molecular function: dol-P-Man:Man(5)GlcNAc(2)-PP-Dol alpha-1,3-mannosyltransferase activity. NCBI's taxonomy places the organism in Eukaryota, Metazoa, Cnidaria, Anthozoa, Malacalcyonacea, Xeniidae. The record is from RefSeq and is a predicted model, not a curated record.
CAAUAUUUGGUUGCCAUAGUUGAUUUUGUUUAUGCUAGUUUACAUCGCUCAGAUUUAUCAUUAAUUAACUCCUAUCUUAGUAUCUACGUUUGACGCAUGAAAAGUAAGAAAACACAUGUUUAAAAUCUUCUAAAAUGGCUUCUGUCAAGAAACGGAAAGGUUUAUACAAUGUAAAGUUCUGGUUCAGUAAUGCAAUAGAUUUUAUCAGAAUGGCCUUAUUUGAACCUAGAAAAACUUGGUUUGUGGCUUUGCUCCUUUGUUCAGCUGAGAUAUUUGUCAAUAUCUUUGUUAUAUGGAAAAUAAAGUACACUGAAAUAGACUGGGAAGCGUACAUGCAAGAAGUGGAAGGAUUUUUGAAUGGCACUCAUGAUUAUACAAAACUUCAGGGUGCCACAGGACCACUUGUUUACCCUGCUGGAUUUGUCUACAUCUUCAGUGCUCUAUACUAUUUGACUAAAAAUGGAAGCAAUAUUCGGCUUGCUCAGUAUAUUUUCCUUUUAUUGUACAUGGGAACAUUGGUUCUCCUUUUUUCAAUUUAUCAGAAAUCAUCAAGGGUUCCACCAUUUGUAUUCUUCUUCAUGUGCUGUGCAUCAUACAGAAUUCAUUCAAUUUAUAUCCUUCGACUUUUCAAUGAUCCUGUGGCAAUGUUUCUUUUUUAUAUUGCUACAUAUUUGUUUAUUAAUCAUUCGUGGAAUUGGGGAUGCCUUAUUUUCAGUUUGGCUGUCAGUGUCAAAAUGAAUAUUUUGCUAUUUGCACCUGGACUCUUGGUUUUGUUACUGGAAUCGCAUGGCUUUUGGGUGCCCGGAAAACUAUUUAUAUGUGCUUUGCCACAAUUGAUUUUGGCUGUUCCUUUUUUACUUGCCAAUCCAGUUGGUUACAUUGUUAGAUCUUUUAAUUUGGGACGGCAGUUUUUAUUCAAAUGGACUGUGAACUGGCGUUUUUUAUCGGAAACAAUAUUCUUGAAUCGUUAUUUUCAUAUGGCGCUUUUGAUUCUUCAUAUCACGUUUUUAAUCGUCUUUUUUUUCUUUAAAUGGAAAGGAUCUUUUCGCAAAGUGACAAGAUAUUUUGAUAAGACUUAUCAGUACAAAACUUUAUCCACAAACGAUAUCCUGGGUUUGUUGUUUACCUCAAAUUUUAUUGGUAUGUGUUUUUGUCGAUCGCUACAUUAUCAAUUCUACGUUUGGUACUUUCAUACUUUACCAUUUCUAAUGUGGGAUACAAAACUAUCAUCUCCAUUAAGAAUUUUAAUACUUGGUGUGAUAGAAUUGUGUUGGAAUACAUAUCCAUCUACAAAUGUUAGCUCGCUUGCACUCCACGUCUGCCAUGCGGUUAUUUUGCUGUCGCUUUUGUUUUACAGCAGAGAUGAUGAAAAAAAGCUCAGCUAAGAUAUGCCUCAUUAAAAGUAAGAUUUAUAACAAAAUUACACACCGCACGAUGAUUUAAUCAUGGCUAUGCAGCUUGUGCUACUUCUUUUACGGAAAGUUGCAGUUAUCUAGAGUUGCAGUUGCACGAUGCUGGAUAUGUCUAUAUCAAAAUAUCCAACUGUAAGCCGUUGUGCAGUUUAUUUUUGAAAAGUAGGAAUCGUUGACUUACAAUUGUUACAUGAUUAAAAAGAUGAUUGCUUUUUAAUCUAAAUAAUAUGUCACCAUUGUUAUGACUGAUUAUUUAAAGUAAAAAAAAAAAAUCAUUAUCAAUGCCAAGAAAAAUAUUCUAAGUUUUUAGCUAUCAUUUUAUGACUGUAGGAGUGACUGUAAUAUUUAACUUUCUCAAUAUAUUUUUCUUGUAUUUCGUACGAAAACAUUGGCUAAUGAUUAGUCAGUGGAUGACAGUUAUUGGUCAUUAAUGAGUUGAUCUUUAUCUUUUUAAUAUAUAACGCUAACAUGCAUUGAUUACUUGUUAUAUUGUGUGCUAAGCUUGCUUCGGAUAUUUAGCAAAAACAAGGAAAGCAUUUUAUCAAAAGAAGACAUUAUAGAAGCAAUUCGCGUUUUUUACGUAUUAUCCAAGCCAAACUUUUCGGUCAAAAAUUUGUUGAAUUUGACAUGUUGACGUUAUAAGCUGGCGUAACAGAGAACAAUGGAAAAAUCGAAAAUUUUUACUCAAUUAAAAUACCACAUUUAGUCUGGCAUGUUGUCAAA